This is a messenger RNA of Mytilus californianus (California mussel), 8484 nucleotides long. RefSeq names its product protein WWC2-like. Gene Ontology annotation, cellular component: cytoplasm. Lineage: Eukaryota; Metazoa; Mollusca; Bivalvia; Mytilida; Mytilidae. Gene Ontology annotation, biological process: regulation of DNA-templated transcription; cell migration; regulation of hippo signaling. The transcript is spliced from 25 exons. The record is from RefSeq and is a predicted model, not a curated record. Bases 63 to 3821 code for a protein of 1252 amino acids. Gene Ontology annotation, molecular function: molecular adaptor activity; kinase binding.
AUGGGAGAGAAACAUGGAGGACUUGUGAUGAUAGGGAUUUAUUUAUGUUUUGUCAAUGAAAUAUGCCCAAGAGACGGAGUGGGGGAGAGAUCCCUCUUCCAGAAGGUUGGGAAGAAUGCCGUGAUUUUGACGGCAAAGUUUUCUUUAUAGACCAUAAUACACAUCAAACUAGCUGGAUUGACCCGCGAGACAGAUUCAUAAAACCACAGACAUUUGCUGAUUGUAUUGGUGAUGAACUGCCUUAUGGUUGGGAGGGAUGUCAUGAUCCAGAAAUAGGAGUAUAUUACAUUGAUCAUAUAAAUCAAGUGAACCAGUUAGAAGAUCCGAGGCAGGAAUGGAGAAGUCAACAAGAACAUAUGUUGAAGGAAUACCUUACUACUGCACAGGAUGAUCUUCAGGCCAAAAAAGAAAUUUAUUCUGUGAAAGAAGAGAGGUUAAUACUAGCUCAGGAUGAAUAUCAACACCUGACAGAUACUCUUACAGGAUGGAAAUCAUCCAGGACUAGUCUUACUUCUAACUCAAGUGUAGGUAGUAAAUAUGACCCAGAUCUUCUCAAAGCUGAUGUCCAUCAUGCCAAGAAACGAGUUGCCAGACUCCGAAGGGAGUUGGACCAGAUCAAAGCUGAGAUGCAGUAUAAAGAACAAGGACUGGAAACACUGUCAAAAGUUGAUCAGAAACUGUCUGGAGAGAAUAGUAACUAUAACAUCACACAAGCUGCAGCUAUUGUUGGUGAAAUCAGACAGAUGCAGGCAUCCCUUACAGAAGGAGAACAUGAAAAACAAAAUCUUAUGCAGUCACUUGCCAAGUUGAAAGAAGAAUUUCUGGGUCACAAGAAUGGCGGAUCUUCUCCAGAUGUAUCUACAUUGUCCAUACCACAUAUGUCCAACACCGCUUCACAGACUGACCUCAGAGGGGAGGUCGGGCUGAGAAGUGGUACUUACAUUGCUGAAAUUGCUAGAACAAGGCUGAAGUAUGAUGAGGCUAAAACAAAACUGUCUGAUCUGAAACAUAAACUGGCCAAUGUUGAGGAACAGAUGAUCCCUGGACAGAAUGAAAUGGAUAAAGAUAGAUUAAUGUUAAUCAGUGAGAAGGAACAGCUAUUACGUGAACUGAGGAGUAUUGACAUGAAGGGACGUAGCAAUGCUGACAUAACAUGUGUCCAGAAAAAGAUUCAACAGUUAGAGUUUGACAUAAACCAUGCCGCUGAAAUAUCGAACAAACAAAUUGCUGACAGACUACAGUUACAAGUAGAGAGAACAAGUCUGGUAAAAGACUUAUCAGAUACAACCAGACUGGCAACAACUCUGGAAACACAGCUACGCAGUUUGUAUUCAUCAGUCAGUACAUUAUCUGUUUCCUCGGGAUCCAGUCUGGGAUCUAUGGGAUCAUUAUCCUCACUUAGUCGUAGUUCAUUAAAUUCAAAUAGUAUGAUAGACAUUUAUGGACAACAACAGCAUUCUUCAGAUCUACCUGACCUUCACCGGAGGGUAGAAAAACUUCUCCAAGGUCAUAGUAUUUCACCCAUACAGGAAGUUCAUAUUUCAGACACUACAGCAGCAGCUACGAACAAUUACCUUCAGAGUGUUAUGGCCAGUAAUUUAUCAUCGUCAAUGAAAUCGUUAUCAUCCCGCUCAUCAUUAUCGUCAGUUUCACCACCCAUCUCACCGUAUGAUAUUGGACCUCCACCCUCAUAUGAACAACAUAUGACUGGUGGAGAUCGAACACGUAAGGUACCUUCGUACUCUGUAAAUACAAACAUUGGUGUUAUUGCAGAGGCACCUAGUGGCCUGCAAUUAAAUAUUAUGGCUGAACAAUCAAAAUUAACUGGGGAUCCUGCAUUGUUGCAGGUAAAUCCCACCGCAGAAUUUUCUCCACCAGUUCAAGCAGCAACAGGACAAUCACUCCAGGGUGAACCUGGAUAUCAAAGUGUUGCUAAUAAUAAUGUGAGACGUGCACAAUAUCCGGAUAAUUUAGACUUGGGAUCUAUUCCACCAUUAAGUCCUAUUAGUGAGACCAGUUCUGGUGUAUGUAAUAAUUUAUCCGGUGGAAAUACAAGGAGUGUAUCUGCAGCAGUCAGUGAUGAAUCUGUAGCAGGAGAUAGUGGGGUCUUUGAGGCUUCAGUUAAUAUUACAAAAAGAGAUGAUUUGGAUGAAGUCUUGGAGAUGAAUUUAGAAAGUGCUCAAAUUCAAAUCAAACUCAAAUAUGAAGGUGUUGAGAGUCAGUUAUUAAUAGGUAUUGAACAAGGAAGAAAUUUAUCAGCAUUAGCUUUCCCAUCUGGAGGCAAAGUGUAUAUUAAGGCAGCGUUAUUACCUCAUUUGAAGAAUGCAUCCGUCUGGGAAACAAAACCUCUGGCAGAUUUGAAGGGUCCCAAAUUUUCUGAGACUUUUCAUUUGACAAUACCAGAACAUAAAGUUCGAGACAAGACGCUUCAAGUCAAUGUCUGGAGUAAACAUGAUAUUUUCGGUGAUGAGUGUUUAGGUUGUGUUCAAGUUAGUCUGGCAGACUUUGAUCCCAAGUUGGUUUCUAUGAGAUGGUAUAAUGUGUUGAGCUUUAAAUUUAUGCAAGCAGAUAAUACUGGAAGUAAACCAAAAACAUCACAGCCAUCCUCAACUUCAUCUGGGUCAUCUUCUGCUCCUUCGUCAUUAACACAGAAGGAAGGAGGUGAUAGGGUAGUACAGUUGUUGGAAGCUUCCUCUGCUCGUCUUGAAAAAACUGGAUCUGGAUCAGAAAGUUCCAAAACUAAGAGCCAUCACAAAGGGAAGCAUCCAAUUGUUGCUGUACUCAAAGAGGAAAGUAGUGAUGAAUCAACUAUAAUAUCUUCUCAGACAUCUACACUGACCAGAAAUCAAGGUGCAGAUGAAAUGCAGCGACACAAUGACACUGAAGGAAGUCGAUUUACUAUAGGAGACGAUGAAGAUGAGGAUGAAAUGGAUGAGGAAGAUGAAGCAGAUUACAAUGAGAAAAUUCAGGAGAUUCUUGAAGAGUUUGAUCAUGCUGUUGACAUUGCUUGUAAUGAUGAUUUUAUUGAACAAGAUGAUUCUGCAGUGCGAUGUGACAAGGAGACUAACACGGAAGCAAGGUACUCUGAUCGUCCUCCAAUCAAACGUAGAACACAAGACGGUACACGUAGUAGUACUAUACGGAGAUCACAGACCUUCUCUCCAGCCUGCAGACCAGGGUCUAAUUAUGUAUGCAAGCUUAACAGAAGUGACAGUGACGGGUCUAUGCCGAAUUUCAAAAAGGGAUCCUUUCAUCGGCAUUCCAUGGAGCGCAGAAGUUUAAGAUGGAAGAAGCCACCCAGUAUUGUGGAGAAGGGAAGAAAGUUGCCACCGCGUACAUCAUUGGAUUUAGAACUUGACCUACAGGCGGCUCAGACAAAACUCACCCAUCUCCAUGAUGAAAUAAACAGACUUAAACAACUUAAGACAUUAUUGGAAGAUGCAAAAUCAAAAGGGGAGCCUGAAUUACCACCAUGGUUAGCUGAUGAUGAACAUUUUCAUAAACUCCUGUCUGAUGCUGAUAAAUUGACAUUAAGAAUGAUUAAGACAACACAAGAAAGACAUGUUCAAAAAGAGAAGAGAACAUUAACAAAACAAGAUAGAAGAGCUCAACAUUUGAUGAAGAAGGUUACAAAGGAAGUACAAAUGUUAAAGCGGAAUAGUCCAAACUCAAAUGCUUUAAACUUUAGGGAGAAGAUGGCCUUUUUCACCACACCUAACAUGACUGUGCCUGUAAUACCAAACGAGAGUACAGACAAUGCUGAUGACCCAACCAUAGAGGAAUUUCUCAAUGAUGAUGAUAGAAAAGGGGAGGAAGUGUAAAAGGAAUCAUUAAAAUGUUUUUAUUCUGAAGAAUUAAUGCAUACUUACACAGUGUCUAAAACACACCGAUGAUUCAGCAGAGCAUUUGGGAUAUUGUCAGUGUUUAUAUACACAAUUAAUUGUAACAGUUGUCAAGCUUCUUUGUGAAGCUGAUAGUGUGUCAUUCCACGUUUUGUAGAAUUCCGAGUUGUUAUUCCAAUAGAGAGUUGGUUGUUUUGGUUGUGAACUUGAAAGGGAGAGAGAGAGAUACAAGGUUGUUGAAAACAUUAUGUGGUUACCAGAUUAAGCAUUAUAUUGAAUAUUGAUAUGUAUUUUUUAGAGCAAUAAUGAGUAAUGUGAUAUCAAGUAUUCUUGAAAGAUAUUUAUUUGAAAUCAGUUUAACAUGUUGCAACAUAUAUAUAUGAGAAUUAGAAUUACAGAAAUUUUCAGAGCUAAAUGUUGAUUAGAUUCUUGUGAUUAAUACUAGAUAAAAAAUUAAUUACCAUAUGUAUAUGUUGAGUUAAAAUAAAGCAUAUAGACACUCUUUCAAACCGACAUACCCUCAGAGAAUAGUUUGCAAGUAGUUUAAUAUUAGAAAAUUAUUAUGGCAUUAAUAGAAAAUAUAUAUCAGGUAUCUUCAGGCUCAUUUCACAUUGUAAUGGAUUGAACAUUCGUUAAGAUUCAUUAGAUGAUCUGAUUCAUACUUUUAACACGUGUAUAAUCCUAGAUUAGGAUUCCAUAUAUUUCAUAAAUAAAUUGAUCCUUAAAACUGUUACCCUUCACUUGUACAGGGUAUAUCUGGCUCACAAUAAAUCUUACGACAAAAAUUAUUGUAGGUUUACUGAAUUGUUGAAGCCUUACAAUCAAUUUUAGUUGCAAGUUUUUUUGUGAAAAAUUAUCCUGUACUAGAUCCUAGUUUUGUAGUAAAAAAUUGAUAUUAUGUACCAGUAUUUACAUUUUUUUUUUAUGUCAGUUUAAUGACAUGUUUGUGCCAAAUUUUGAAGAAAAAAAAUGUUUCACUGUACAGUAGCCUAGUAUGAGAACUGAGCUUCUGCUAGUAUCAUUUUAGUUAUUACAGAAAAGUAAGCGGUUGUGAGAGCUUGUUGUAAGAAUCAGUUUGCCUUUUUAAGCUUGUAUUUAAAUCAAUCAAUAAAUAUCACAGACUUUCAUUAUAUGACCUUGAGGGGAUAUGAAAUAAUGAUUUCUCACAAUGAAAGUAUCUUGCUUGAACAUCGAAUUUUUCAGUCACAUAUAAGAACCUUGAAAAGUCCCUUUCAUAUACAAAUUCUUAUAGAUUAUUAAAAUAUCUAUAUCUUGACAAGGCUACGCAUAAAAAACUGGUAUCAUUUUGCUCUGUUUUACAUAAAGAUAAGGUAGCGGAGUUGGAUAAUUAACGGGGUUUUGUAUAUAGAAUCAGUCAAUAUUUUUCUGACGUAAAACAGAUGCCUUUUGAAAUUUGAUCUUUUAAAGAUCACUUCCCUUUUAUAUACACCCUUUAUAUUUGUACAUAUGAUUUGUGUUAGUUAAAUCAAAAAAGUUUUUUAGAUAUUUUAUAUGUGAUAUUUUGUUCUGCUGGUCAGUCAAAUUUUUUACUCUUUCCAUGAUUAUUAUUUUUUCCUUAAUCAUGAAUAUAUGGGGUGCUAAAAUAUUGAUGUAAUCAGUACACUGGCAAAAUUUGUGAAAAAUGAGAUUUUAUAGUUUUCAAUAAUCUAUAUUUUAAAAACAAUUUUUGACUAAAUAUUUACAUUGUCAAUUGAUCGAUAUAAUGUAAUGAAUGUGAAGUUUUGUUCAGCUGCUUCUGAAAGAAGCAUGUAUAUGACCAAUAUAUAGUUGAUUUAGAAAAAAAAAAAACACUUUUGCCACUGUGUUGAAUGCCUCAAUGGAUUUUCUUACUUAAACAUAUGUGUAAAGAAUUACUUGUUAUAAACAUAUGUGUAAAGAAUUAAUUUGGUAUGUAAAGCUGUAUAUUGUAAGCAGCUAUGUCAUGAAGCUUUUGCUACCAUUGCCCUUAAAUCAAGGCUAAUUUGUAAAUAUUGAGCAAGCUUUUUUAUGAAGCUAAAUGCUUUGUUCUGGUUAUCCUAACUGUAAAUAUUGAGCAAGCUUUUUUAUGAAGCUAGAUGUUCUGGUUAUCCUAACUAUAUUUGACUACCUGUAAAUAUUAUGCUAGUUUUGUUAUGAAGCUAGAUGCUUAUAAUAGCAUUACUGUUUAAUUAACUUAAAACUAGCAUUGAAAAUGUUAUAAAGUUGGUUCUAGAAUUGUAAAGUUUAUAAAGUUGGUUCUAAAAUUAUAAAGUUUAUAAAGUUUGAACUUAAUUGUAAAGUUUAUCAGGUUUUUCAAGGAAAAUUUUGUUUGAUUAUUUAUACUUUGAUGAACAAUAUUUCAAUUUAGACUUGUGUACAAAAUAUUUAUAAUUAUUGUCUUUUUUGUCAAUUUAAAAUGUUGAUUUUUGGAUAUGAUACAGUAAAGUAUAAUAAUUUCCCAGUUUGACUUCCAUGUACACUAUGUUUUAAAAUUGUUAUUCACGCUAUCAAUAUUUUUGAGUUUUACAAGGGAAGGGGAGACGUGUUUAUUUAUUGUCAGAACAGUUAUAAAGUCUGUCAAACAUUUGUAAAUAUAGUAUUACCUUACUCAAUGUUUAGUUUAAGGCAAAAUUAGUUAAUAUUUGUCUGUAGUGUAUUAUGCAAACAUUGUAAGUAGAAUAUUUUUAUAUCAUUCAGAAUGUGAUGGAAUAUUAUAUGCAAUGUACUAUGUACAAUAUAUAAAGUAACAUUUAUCAUUUAUACAUAACAUUAAUUUUUGUCAAACUUCAUAUUUAUUCGUUGUUUAUUUGUUCAUUUUAUAUAUUCUAUGUAUACCAUAUAUUCAUUUACUCAUAUAAUUACCUUGAUAUUGAAAGUUGAGCUGAUUUAAAAAAAAAAAGUCUUUGAAAAGUUGGUUGACCUGACACAUUAUGGCUAAAUCUAUUAAGAUAUAUAUAGAAAAUAGUUGGGGGAGUUAAAUUUUGUGGUGUUUAGUGUCUUUAUUUCAGUGACUUUAUCCUGAGGCAUUCAUAACAUAUUAAAAAGCAAGGAGAAGACCUAGAAUGUUCGUAAUUACUCAAAUGUGACCACAUAUUUCAGACAUUCUACUGAGAUAUACUUAUUAUAUUUUUGCUGAUGUUUGCCGAGGAAAUUUGAAGUUUUAUAAAGUUGAGUUUUAUAUUUUGUACUUGCAUUCUAUGAGUAAGCUUUUGUGUGGUUGAUUGUAGUAAAAUGGCUUAAUAUACAGUUCUUUUUUUAGCUUUUAUAUGGUCUAUUGUUCUAUAAAUGGCUGAACAUCCUGUUCAUUUUUAGCUUUGAUGGGGUCUAUUGUUCCAUAAAUGGCUGAACAUCCUGUUCAUUUUUAGCUUUCAAAUGGUGUAUUGUGAAACAAAUGGCCUAAUUUGACCUAAAUUUUGUUUGAGCAAAUUUUAUUUCAACAUGAAUUUGUUUUUAUAAGCUCCUGUUACAGUCUGUGUUGAAGACCCAUUGGUAGCCUUGGGCUGUUACCUGCUCUUUGGUCGGGUUGUGGUCUCUUUGACACAUUCCCCAUUUCCAUUCUCAAUUUUAUGAAUAAAGUUGUUCAAAUAUUUACUAUUUGUAAGCUUUUAUAUUAUUCAUCAGUUAAAUGGUUUGAAUUGUUUUAAUUGCAAGUUUAUUCCAAUCAACUUUGCAUUAUAUACUUCCUUACAUAAUGGAAUACUUAUAAAUAGUAUGUAAAAGGAUGAUGCCCUGGAUAAAGCAACUUUGGAAAUAUAGUGUUGCCAUAGAUACAAACAAUUGUUCAGAAGUUUCAUUUUAAUUCUGAACAAGCUAUAUUUUCACCUUUUUCAAUGAUUUUUUGACCAGAAAAAUGAUUGUUUAUAAUUUGUUAUUCAUAUUUGAGACCUACAAGGAAUUGUAAAAGCUCAUUGUCAAUUUCUGUGUUAAGCACUUGUUCACUUCUGAUGUGUAAAUAAAUGUUAACCAGGGGAGAUAAAUCAGUUCAACAGAAAUGUCAUGGUUUUUGUUGAGUAACAUUACUGUUGUUUUGUUGUUAGUUGUGUGCCAGAAUGUGAUAUUAUUAGUAAUGAGGUUUAUGGAUUCAGUUGUCCAAAGCAAGCUUUGUUAAUUAACCCUUGAAAAAGAAAUUACAGCUCUUCUAUAAAAGCAUGCAAAGCAAACCUUUGAUCAACUUGCUUGCUAUGUUUGCUUGGAUGUUUGCAAACAAUAGGUAGGCGGAGUUUCAGUCUGUUUUGUAUAUACUAGAAUUGACAUGCAAUGAAGUUAUGUUUAUUGUCCAAUCAAAUUCCAGUAUAUAGUAAGCAGACUGAAACAGACUACCUACCUUUUGUUUACAAACAUCCAAACAAACAUAGCAAGCAAGUUGAUCAAAAGUUUGCUUUGCAUGCUUUUAUAGAAGAGCUGUAAAAACAAAUCUUUUUAAAAGAUUUAAAGUUUUAUAGAGAAUAAUUUUUUUAAACUUGAAUGUAAAAAUUUUUAUAUUGAGAUUUUAUGAGUAUUUUUAAUAUUUUUUGGAAAACAGUUAAAAAAAAAACCCAAUUUGUUAAUAUAUUAUAAAGGGAAACAAACUUAAGGGGAAAAACUCUGUAUAAGAUACUCAGGACAACAGUUUGUCAUCAAAUGUCAUAUUUAUAUUUUGCAUAAAUAAAGCAAAAUAUUUUUA